Alternaria atra is the source of this 939-nucleotide messenger RNA. RefSeq lists its product as uncharacterized. Lineage: Eukaryota; Fungi; Ascomycota; Dothideomycetes; Pleosporales; Pleosporaceae. Bases 1 to 939 code for a protein of 312 amino acids. The transcript has a single exon. The record is from RefSeq and is a predicted model, not a curated record.
AUGAACUGCACCGAGGCAGAAACCACCGAAGUCCUGGCAUCGCAGACGGUCACAACCCAAGAAGGCAGCCUUGACCACGUCCUCGACGUCCUGGUCUCACACGAUCAUCCUUUUCUACUCGUUGGAUGCGCGGCACAACGAUGGAUGGGCUCCAAUGGAACCAUGACAAACGUAUGCGAGAUUCCCAUCAGAAAUAACGACAUAGAUACUAUUGCUUCAGACUUGGUUGCAACAGGACAAUGGGAGGUCAACAAGCCAGAACCAGAAGCUUCCCAUGGACAUGACCCGAUAGACAAGUGCGACUCGGACGUCGUUCUUAGGCGACUGCAAAUAGGAAAUGACAACGAGUUCGCCUACCUGGCUCUCUGGUCCGAAGAAAGCUAUCACAUCAACGUACAUGAAUGCGCCACCAUCAAAGUCCCCGACGUGUAUUCCUGGCAACCUAUCCUAGUCGAAGAGAGUUGGCAUCCAGCCAUGCACCGGGAUAACGGCUGGUGGUAUGGUCCGCGUGUGCAUCCAGAUACAAAGGUGCCGAAUUCGCCUCGUAGUGCGCACCCCAAGGCCAUUUUCUUCCCAGGACUUCCACGAGGCAAAAGUGCUACACAUCCGCAUCCCAUUCUUAUCCCAGCUCUGCCAAUCUACAUCGACGCACUUGUAUAUCACAUGACUCGUUACAAGACGAGCAAACCGGGAAUCUGGGCUCUUUCGGCGUGGCAACUCAAGAAUCUGACGAGGUAUUUGUACUUGGAGUUGGACCAUCAGCAACUGCCGCUUUUGAUUGAACUAGAGGAAUACGAGUUUAUGGAAGGUUAUCUGGAGAGGUUUGUGAGGAAGCCGAGAUUUGUGUACCGUGUGGAUGAAAGGGGCAGUUUUGAGGCAACGAGGGUGAGAGAAUGGGAUCCGGAGAGCUAUCCGGAGUGGUGUGGGACGAGGAAGUAG